Acomys russatus (golden spiny mouse) is the source of this 1410-nucleotide messenger RNA. It is a transcript of the gene Tmem150c, whose product is annotated as transmembrane protein 150C. NCBI's taxonomy places the organism in Eukaryota, Metazoa, Chordata, Mammalia, Rodentia, Muridae. The record is from RefSeq and is a predicted model, not a curated record. The coding region runs from base 157 to 996 and encodes 279 amino acids. The transcript is spliced from 8 exons.
AGAACUACACUAGGCUAGUGGGCCUGAAAAUGAAUUUUAGCGGCGGAGUGUAAAGCCCUAGAUGUGUGGACAUAAGGAAGUCAGCAAGGUUAGAACAGGUCAGGAAUAAAUAACCAGCAGGCGGAGGAUCCCGGAUUCUGUCCUGCCUUUUGUUGGAUGAGGAGCACUAGGCAAACGCGUCCACCUUGGCUUUGGAAGGAAGAGGUUGGACCGUCCGCCAGCAGCCGCAGCCCCGGUGGCUCAGGCAUGGACGGGAAGAAAUGCAGCGUGUGGAUGUUCCUGCCUCUUGUCUUUACUUUGUUUACUUCCGCAGGCCUGUGGAUAGUGUACUUUAUAGCUGUGGAAGAAGACAAAAUUCUGCCAUUAAAUUCAGCUACAAGGAAAUCUGGUGUGAAGCACGCUCCGUACAUCAGUUUUGCAGGUGAUGACCCUCCCGCAAGCUGUGUGUUCAGCCAAGUGAUGAACAUGGCGGCCUUCCUAGCCCUCGUGGUAGCCGUUCUGCGCUUCAUCCAGCUGAAACCAAAGGUUUUAAACCCGUGGCUGAAUAUUAGUGGUUUGGUGGCACUGUGUCUGGCUUCCUUUGGAAUGACCUUACUUGGUAAUUUCCAGCUCACAAAUGAUGAGGAAAUCCAUAACGUGGGAACAUCCUUGACCUUUGGGUUUGGCACACUGACCUGCUGGAUACAGGCUGCAUUGACACUCAAAGUUAACAUCAAGAAUGAGGGACGGAGGGUUGGAAUUCCACGAGUUAUCCUGUCGGCUGUUAUCACUCUGUGUGUAGUCCUGUAUUUCAUCCUCAUGGCCCAAGAUAUCCACAUGUACGCAGCCAGGGUGCAGUGGGGCCUGGUCAUGUGCUUCCUGUUGUACUUCGGCACCCUGGCUGUGGAGUUCCGGCACUACCGCUAUGAGAUCGUGUGUUCCGAGUACCAGGAGAACUUCCUGAGCUUCUCAGAAAGCCUGUCCGAAGCGUCUGAGUAUCAGACCGACCAGGUGUAACCCAUCAGUCAGUCUGUCCUUGGGGGCUUGGUGAGUGUGAGUACAGGGGAGGGGCCAGGAGGAUGCACUCACAGGACUGGACACACCACCUCAUGACACUAAUCACACACACGGACACACAUUCACGGCCACAUCUGACAAAGAGCUUUUUCAGGGCGGGCUAUUUCUUUCCAUGAACAAGCACAAGGCCUCAUGUGUGGAAAUACACGCCUUCACACUGAAAACACGCCCAGGACAGAGCCAGAAGCUUGUGCAUGGUCACCUCCCCACCCCACCCUCCCAGGAUGCCUUGCGCUCCAUCCUCUUCACGUUGCAAAGUUGGCAUCUUCCUCCAGUUCAAUAAGGCAGGCUGAGUGUAACAUGAGAAUGAUGCCAACUCCUCAAGUUGCCUUCAGGUCCGAAGGGCUAGGAACG